This is a messenger RNA of Branchiostoma belcheri (Belcher's lancelet), 6509 nucleotides long. RefSeq names its product agrin-like. The record is from RefSeq and is a predicted model, not a curated record. Bases 392 to 6250 code for a protein of 1952 amino acids. Lineage: Eukaryota; Metazoa; Chordata; Leptocardii; Amphioxiformes; Branchiostomatidae. The transcript has 38 exons. Gene Ontology annotation, molecular function: calcium ion binding; laminin binding. Gene Ontology annotation, biological process: cell differentiation; multicellular organism development; receptor clustering.
UUAGCCUGGCGACCAGGAGGUGCAUGUGUACACUCAAGUAGGUGGAGGUGAAUUCCUGAUUCUACCUUUGUUUUCGCCAGGCAGAAACGUCUGCAUGCUUCGGAUCUAAAUCUCGGCGUAUCGGACUCAAUCUGCCUGGCGCUAGUAUCGGAGGGGAGCGUUUAAAAUCUGGCUGUACAGUGUAACAGUUGGCGGGACCUCCACUAGUGCACUGGCCGAACGUGAGGUUUCUGGUUCGAUUCCCAUUUGACGGACCGGAUCAAUCAAGGGACCAAGAAAACCUGGACCAAGUUCUGCAAACAAGUCGAGGAAGGGACAGGGUUUUUCCUAGGUUCUUAUAAUUUUUUCAGAGAAAACUUCUGUUUGUGUAAUUUGUUCGGAUUGUUUCAAAAUGUAUCGGGGUUUGCUCGGGUUGUCAGCUGUGCUGCUAGCGGCCUUCUUGGCCAGGGGGGCCGAGGGACUGGACGGGGACGCUCCGCUGCGGUCGAACCGGCAGUGCCAUGAAGACAACCUGAUGAAGCGCGUGCGACGGGCCACCGCCAUCGUCACCGGCACGGUCGAGCAGAAGAUGAACGGCUACCCCGACGGGAAGUACAAAGCGAAAGUCCGAGUCUGGAGGGUUAUGAAAGGAACGAACGAGAUCCCCACCGCCAACCGAGUCCAGCCGCUCCGGGACCCGAGCAGGGGCGUCGCGGAAGUCAUGGUGGGCGGCUUCGGGGAUCCCCACAUCUGCGACAACGAGGUGGACCAGGGCGACACGCGGAUCUUUCUCUUGGACAAGAAGCCGGCGGGCCCUCCGGACGAGUUCGAGCUGACAUCCAGCCUGAUCCGAGUCACCCUGGAUAACCUCAUCCACGCAGAGUCCGCCGUGAAAGGUGAACCCUUCACAACAAGAGAACCACCUGCCCCUAAAGACCCCUGUAUAGCCGUGUUCUGUGGUUUUGGUGCGACCUGCGACCCCACACAGAUCACCAGUGCGGGGAAGGGGACGUGUAUCUGCGAGCAGACGUGUUCCAGUGGCGUCAUCGCGCCUGUCUGCGGCUCCGACGAUGUCACCUACUCCAGCAAGUGUAACCUGGAGCUGAAGUCAUGCCAGACACAGUCCAGGAUUACAGUCAAGAAGGAGGGAAAAUGCAUACAAGAUCCUGACUCCAACCCCUGCUAUGGUAAGGACUGCAGAUAUGGCAGCUCCUGUGUCGUGGACGGCUCCACCGCAAAGUGUGUCUGUCCGACGUGUGACGAGCAGACUGAGAGCACGGUUUGCGGGGACGAUGGAAAUGACUACAAGAACGAGUGUGAGAUGAACAAAGCAGGCUGCUCCAAAAAAGAGGAGAUCACUCUAAGGUUUAGAGGGAAAUGCAACCCCUGUGAUGGCUUCACUUGUGACAAGGGUGUCUGUAUCCUGGAUGACAACAGGAACCCACAGUGCAGCUGUCAGCAGGACUGCCCUGCUCCUGAUCCAUUGGCUAGUAUCUGUGCCAGUAACGGGAAGACGUACCCCAGCGAGUGUCUGAUGCUGAAGGAGGCGUGUGAGACGGGGAGAGAUCUGGAGGUGGUGGACAGGUCAGAGGGCUGUGAGUCGGUCUACAGCGCAGCCAAGGGGAAGGCAGUAGAAGGCACCUUUGCUCUGUCGGAGCUGGAUCGUAGACCUGCCGAGUUCCAGGCUGCUCUGGAAGACCCAACCUCACAGGAGUACAAAGAUCUCAAGGACAAGUUGGAAAAUGCUCUUGGAGCCUCCCUGGGCCCUGGCAGAGAAGUCAAGAUCAUUGGGUUCAAGGACGGAAGCAUCAAGGUCAUUUUCCAGAUUGUCUUGCCGCCUGGGUCCCGAGAGAAUCCCGAGGACGUCAAGGAGAAGCUGAUGGAGGUCCUUCAGGACGCUCCUGACUUGGAAAUCAAACCUGGUACCUUAGUGGUGGAGGAAGCAGAGUCCUGCUUUGGCCAAGUGUGUGAGUUCAGCUCGGAGUGCACGAUCAAUCCGCGCACGCGGGACGCGGACUGCAGCUGCGAGUCCAUCACGUGUGACGAGUCGUACGUCCCCGUCUGCGGAGACAACAUGGUCACCUACAACAACGACUGCAAGCGCAAGCAGGCCGAGUGCCAGGAGCAGAAGCCCAUCAUUGUCAAAUACAACGGCAAAUGUGCCCCAGCUAAGGAGGCGCUCUGUGAAAACGUGAAGUGUGGCUUCGGGGCCACCUGUACCGUCAUCGAGGGUAACGCCAUGUGUGAGUGCGACACGGUCUGCCCUGCGGAAUUCCAGCCGGUGUGUGGCUCGGACGGAGUCUCGUACAACAACAUGUGCUACCUGCAGGCCGAAUCCUGCGAGAGGCAACAGGAAAUCCGCAAGGUGGACGACAGGCUCUGCAAUGGCUGUGAGAACACAACUUGCAGGUUUGGAGCUAUCUGCCAGAGCAGCAGCUCAGUUGAGGCUCUGUGUGUCUGCCCUAAGUCUUGCAUUGAGGUUUAUUCCCCUGUGUGUGGAUCCGAUGGUAAAACCUACUCCAACAAGUGUGAGCUGGAGGUGGCCUCCUGUAACCAGCAGAAGCACAUCAGGGCAGUCGCUGACAUGCCAUGUGAGGACAUGGACUGUGGCGGCGCUCAUUGCGGGCCCUACCAGGAGUGUGUGGACGACAAGUGCCAGUGUCCCACGGUCUGCCCGGCGCGCUACGACCCGGUCUGCGGCAGCGACGGGAUUACGUACAACAGCGAGUGUAAGCUGGCGGUGAAGGCGUGUCAGGACGGUCUCUCUGUGGUGGUGAAGGCGCCAGGCCCGUGUGAAGAUACAGUUGAAGUUGAAGGUUCAGGGUCCGGAUCCGGAGAAGAACCAGAGGGUUCUGGGACUGGGGAUGAGGAGUUUGAUUUCUGUGACGAGGGAAGCAACUGUCGCUUUGGUGGGAAGUGCAUGGACAUGGACCCUGACUCGGAGGGGGAGGAGUGUAUCUGCGAGAUCAAGUGUUCUGGGGAUAUCAAGCCUGUGUGUGGCACCGACAAAAAGACGUAUGAGAACGAAUGCCGCCUGAAGCUUGCCGCCUGCACUCUGCAGAGACACAUCCAAGUGAUGAGUAACGGUCCCUGUCCUGACAGAGUGAAAGUGUUUCGGCAACAGUUUUUCUCGGAUGUCCCCCCUGCCCCUCAGAAGGACUGUAAGGAAACCACCUACAAGUGCUGUCCUGAUGGCAAGACUCCUGCAGCAGGGGCUGGCUUCGCUGGCUGUCCAAGUGUGUGCAAGUGCAACUCUCUGGGCUCCUAUGCACAGACGUGUGACUCCCAGUCCGGACAGUGCAGCUGCAAACCUGGCGUGGGCGGCAAGAAAUGCGACCGCUGCGAGCCGGGAUUCUGGAACUUCCGCGGCAUGCAGGAUGGAAAGAUCGGCUGCACACCAUGCGAGUGCUCUAAGGGUGGCUCAGUCCGUGACGAUUGUGAUCAGAUGACCGGCAAGUGCGUGUGCAAACCCGGAGUGUCAGGAAUGAAAUGUGAUCGCUGCCGCAAGGGUCAGGUCAUGGGACCGACGGGCUGCCGAGAGCCGACCCAGAGAGAGCCCGAGGUGGCUGAGUCAUGUGACCAGCUGAUGUGCAAGUACGGGGCCGUCUGUAAAAAGAUGAGCCGCGACGUGGCACAGUGUGUCUGUCCCACAGAGUGCAAGAGGGGUACCAUCGAAACUAAGGUUUGUGGGUCUGAUGGUCAGACGUUUGCGGAUGAGUGUCAGAUGAGGGUGAUCGCCUGUCGCUACCAGCAGGACAUCAGGGUGGCAUAUGCAGGGCCAUGUAAAGCAGAUGUUACGACAGCGGCUGUAACUCCCACAGGUCGCAACACGACAUGUCCUACCAACCUAACACGAACCCCUGCUUCAGAAAACGCGACCGACAAACCUAGCAUGCCCGAAGGCACAAAGGAAACCGUUUUGCCAACUGAGUCCACUCGUGUGCCCCCCACGAGCGCAUCGGUAAAUCUGGUCACACCGACAAAGAAGAUGUCGACGUUCCCGCCGCUGAAGACGACGGAGAAGAUGCGGCCGCCGGUUACGGUGACGCCUCCCCCGCCUGCGCCCACCCCCUGUAGCAGCGUACCCUGCAUGCAUGGCGGGACGUGUAAGAGGACCAACGACGGGAGGAGCUUUGAAUGCUCCUGUCCGGCUGGGUGGACUGGUCCGGUGUGUGAAGAAGAGGUGUUCUUCUACCAGCCAGCUUUUGGAGGAGACUCCUACAUUGCCUUUAAGACCAUCAAGGUGUUCCUCAGCGGGACCAUCAUGUUGGACUUCAGGUACACUGGAAAGGACGGUCUCCUGGUCUACAACGGACAGAAGAGUGGAAAGGACUUCAUCUCUCUCGCUAUCGUCAAUGGGAAACUCCAGUUCCAGUAUGACCUUGGAUCAGGUCCUUCAGAAAUCAUCCACUCCCUGCCGCUGGAGCCCAACCGCUGGUACGCGGUCACCGCGUCUCGCGUGAAGCGUGACGGCUACAUCCGCAUCGGAAACGAGCCUGACACCACCGGAGCCAGCCCUGGGGCGACAACAGGCCUGAACCUGGAUGAUGACUUCUAUGUGGGCAACAUCCCGCCAGAGGAUAGAGAUAGGGUGUACCAGCGCAUCGGCGUGACUGGUGGGUUCAAGGGCUGCAUCCGCGAGCUGAAGAUCAUCGACCAGAAGGGUCAGGAGAAGAUGUACGACCUCCGACCUAACGGCAAGGACAUGAUGUUCGGGGUGGGUGUGAGCGAGUGUGGGUCGGACCCCUGCAAGGCCAAGCCGUGCCAGAACGAGGGACAGUGUGAAGUAACCAACGAUGGGAACUUCAGAUGUGUCUGCAAACAAGGCUUCCAUGGUCCCCUGUGCGGCCAUGCUGCCAGUGACCCCUGUGACCCUGACCCCUGCCACCCCGAUUCACUGUGCACAAUGAAGCCCGAGGGAGGCUUCCAGUGCAGGUGUCCUGUGGGCAGAAGGGGGAUGCUCUGUGAUGAAGAAAUUGAAGAUGCUCAGACCUUCAUCCCAGAGUUCAGCGGUAACUCGUACAUCCAACGUGCCGGUCUCACCGCCGUCAGCAAGUCUCUGAGCGCCGAGGUCAUCUUCUACGCCACCAAGAACAACGGCAUGCUGCUGUACAACGGACAGAAGACCGACGGGAAGGGAGACUUUGUGUCCUUGAACCUGAAAGAUGGAUAUCUUGUCUUCAGAUUUAACUUGGGCAAGGGUCCUGCAGAUAUCAGAUCGGAAGAUCCCGUCACCCUGAAUGAAUGGCACGAAGUCAAGCUUGACCGCAACCUGAGACGAGGGCAGAUGACCUUGGAUGGCAAGGUCGUGGGCACAGGAGAGUCACCUGGUGGGCCAUCCAACAAUGUACUGGAGGGCACGCUGUCCCAGCUGAACCUGGGUCUGCCGCUGUUCAUCGGCGGCGGCGAGGAUUACUCCACCUUUGCACGGGACGCCGACAUCACCACCGGAUUCACCGGCGCCAUACAGAAGCUGGUCAUUGCAGGCGCGGUGGUUCCUGAUCUUGUGGACGGCGCUCUCGCUGCGGUGGACAUCGGGAACUUCGAGAAGCACAGCUGCACCAGGAAGAACAACCCGUGUAAGAACGGCGGGGCAUGCAUGCCCAUGAUGGCGGACUACAAGUGUGACUGCUCCGGUGGCUACACAGGGAAACGCUGUGAGAAAGCUCCCAGUUUUGGAUCAGACCCCGCCCCCCUGCGACUGGAAGGGAUCAGUCUGGACGGGACAACCAGCCUCAACUAUCCCAACGCCAUCAACAAAAAGGAGUCCAAUUCUAUUCGUGAACAGGUGCCCAACCAGGACAACAAUCACUUUGAGGUGACCUUCCGCACGACCUCUGACCACGGGCUGCUCCUGUGGAACCACAAGCCGGGCGGCGGUGACUUCAUCGCCCUUGCCAUCGUGGGCGGGAAACCCCAGCUGACCUACAAACUGGGAAAACAGCCCUUCACCAUCGAGUCUCCGAUCAGCGUGAACACAGGGCGCUGGAUCACUAUUGUGGCUGACAGGACCAAGCGGGAGGGCUCACUUGAGAUUGUGGGGGUGAACGGCUCCAUUCAGAAGGGAGAGUCUCCACCUGGGGCCUCCCAGCUCAACACUGAUGGAGUCCUCUGGAUAGGCGGAUUCAGCGGUGCUCUCCCCAGCGGCCUGCCCUCUGAGUACAACUCCGGCUUCGUAGGCUGCAUUAAAGACGUGAAAAUCGACAGACAAGAGCUAGACCUUCUACAGAACUCCAUAGAAAGAAGGAAUCUAAAGCCCUGCAAUGGAUAAAAAACAUGUCUUCCCUGGGGGAGGGUAGCUUAUAGCUUAGGUAGAAGCUCAUGCCGGUUUUAUACCUUGUAUAUGUAUUCACCACACCACUAUUGGAGCUACAAUAUUUUGUUGCAACUUGGGGUUAGACUUGGGUUUCCCUGCAAAGGCCUGUAGUACAGUUUUAUCGCGAUAAAUUCUACUAUCUUCCCCAGUGGGGUUCGGAUAUUGAGCGCUACACGUUUGACACGGAGUCUUGAGAUGCAGGUUCAAAAGAAAA